UGGGUGCUGGCCUUUGAGAUCUUCAUCCCCCUGGUGCUCUUCUUCAUCCUCCUGGGGCUGAGGCAGAAGAAGCCGACCAUCCCUGUAAAGGAAGGUGACUUUCUACACAGCGGCCCCACUCACUUCGGCCGGAAUCCUGCCCGUCAUGCAGUCCCUGUGCCCCGAUGGCCAACGUGAUGAGUUUGGCUUCCUGCAGUACUCCAACUCCACGGUGACGCAGCUCCUGGAGCACCUCAGCGAAGCAGUGGAGCAGAGCAGCCUCUUUGACCCGCAGCACCCGGGGCUGGAGGAGGAGCUGGAGUCGCUGCGCCGGCGCCUGGAGGCACUGAGCAGCAGCGAGCCCAGCUCCAUGGAGACCCACUUCAGCAACCGAGCAGGAUCUGGCUUCACGCUGGCCUGGGCGGCCAAGGACCGGGGUGAGCUGCAGCGCUUCCUGAUGCAGAACCUGUCCCUCCCCAGCAGCAUGGCUGAGCUGCUCCUGGGCUCCAGCGUUGACCUGCGGGAGGUGUACCGCCUGUUCUUCGGUUCCUUUCCUUUGGUGCCUGAUGAGACCCACGAGCAAGACCUGUGGGAUGGGUUUGGCCCAUGGGAGAAGAAGGUGCAGCUGGAG
Eurypyga helias (sunbittern) is the source of this 610-nucleotide messenger RNA. Its product is annotated as ATP-binding cassette sub-family A member 2-like. Lineage: Eukaryota; Metazoa; Chordata; Aves; Eurypygiformes; Eurypygidae. The record is from RefSeq and is a predicted model, not a curated record. The transcript has 5 exons. The annotation marks the transcript as partial.